Fusarium redolens is the source of this 955-nucleotide messenger RNA. RefSeq lists its product as uncharacterized. The transcript has 2 exons. Bases 113 to 724 code for a protein of 203 amino acids. The record is from RefSeq and is a predicted model, not a curated record. NCBI's taxonomy places the organism in Eukaryota, Fungi, Ascomycota, Sordariomycetes, Hypocreales, Nectriaceae.
AUCUAUCUCACCUCAUCAUCUAUUUACCAGCCUAACAUCCAUUGUAACAUUACCCUAAUUGUUUCGAUUCUCCUUUAUACAAUCAAGAGCCUCUUUCUUCUUCAUAACCAAAAUGGCCCACAAGCGCAAGCGAUCUGUUUCUGAGCUCUGCGCCUCUCCUUCAUCAGUCUCAUCCUUCGACUCUCCUCCUCGACUCGGCAACUCCAUCACCAACCCUUUCGCGAUCAUGGCAUCGACACCAAUUCAUCUUCACAGUCGAACUAUGAAGCGAUUUCGUGAUAACCGACCUUCAGAGGAGACAAUUCAUCAACGUACACUCAAGAUGCUUUACUCGGCGCAGAACCAGCAUCAACACACUGAGCUUCCACCGGAGAACAUACAAGCGCCACCUGAACCUACUCAACCUGAAUCAAACCAACAAUCUCUCCACCGAUUUUGGAAUAUAUCCUCGGCACCUUCCGCUUCGACCACCAACCUAGGCCAAACACAAUUUGCCCCUUCGAACUGCGACGAUUGCGGCGCUGGUCUGACCGGUGGUGAUGACGGAAUGGAGAUCGAUGGCCUUGACAACGAGGAUCACUCGUGCGGUGCCUGUGGCAAACGCGUUUGCUUCAGCUGUUCUGUGAGCAACCUAGGCGAGCAACGACGUUGUCUACAAUGCGCCGGCCGAAACGAUCGGUCUACACGCGCGGCAUGGAAUGGGGUCACUGCAUCAAUGUUUUGAUUGGAUAUUGUAUGGAAUUGGGCAACGGGAAAGGAUUGGCGACACUUUGGGUUUUUAUAACGGCGUUCAACUCAGGCGGCACAGAGGGGAUACCAUUUGCACCAUUGCUUCGAAUAGCAUCAUCGGCAGGUUUUGUGCAACACAUUUACAUAGGUAGUCAGCAUCGCACGUUCUCGUGUAACAUUUUUUGACAAAUAUAUGUCAAAAUGACAUAAUCAGUCAUCUCAAAGC